CCAACUACCCCACUAUCCAACUAUCAUCCUUCCACUAUGUCCUCAACUACAGAUAUACCGACCACCAUUCAGGUCGUACUUUCAGUCCCUCAUGCGACCAUCUACCAGCUCACCAGUGCCACCUCCGAGAAGAAACUGAUCGGCACAGGCGAACUGCGCGUCUACUCUUCUGGACUUCCAGGAAACAUCCCGAUCCCAGAGGGAACCGAUGGCUCGAAGGCGCCCUUGACAACUUUUUUGACUCUGGAGACCAACGACACGGCAACAAAGUCCUCCAAGAGUCUGAUCACUCACCCGUUGAUGCCCAGGUCGGCGGCACAGAAGACUGACGAUAGGACAUGGCGGUUCACUGUUGCGGGCAAUGGAUACUUGGAGCUGCUGUUGCCAGACGCAUCCGAGUCAGAUAUUGCGGCACUGGAGAACCUGCUGACAGACAGAAUCGUGUACACAAACCAGUACCAGCUCCGAAAUCAACUCGCUCUCGUCGAUGAUGUCGGACAGAUUUAUGGUGUCUUGGACGAAGAGGAUGUGGAGGUGCAAGACGAUGAUGCUGUCUCGCUUUCCGAGAACCAGAAGUCGCCUGUCAUUAUCGAGGCAGUUGAACCUCGUGAUGAAGACGGGGACAAACCACUAAAGCUCAAGAUUUCUGUCCCGUCCGCUGACGACAUGGCCGACUACCUUACCAGCGUCUCUCAAUACUUUAGUGAGAACCUCGUCAAGGGCGCAACCGUUGUUGCUGGCGGCAUCACCACGUCAGGUGCGUAUCUCAACUCCAAGAUUCCUGAGACGCAGAAACCACUCAAGAUCUCUCCCUUCAUCAAGAACCGUAUCCGUAAUGUGGCCAAAGUCAGCCGCGUCACCUUCGGUGUUACCAGUCGUAUCAAAUCCGCCAUUAUCUCCAAGGCCCUCAGCUCGGGUUAUCGCGCCAUCAAGUACUGGACCUCCAAGGAUGACCCCCAGUCGUACUCAACCAUGCAAAACAUUUGUUACGCGAUCCUCAACUCUGCAGGCGUCUUGAUCCAGGCUGCCGAAGAUUCCAUUGGAAUCGUUUCUGCACCUGCCAUCUCUGCCACGCAAGAUUUGGCCGGAAGGGCAUUGGGACCUGACGUCAAGGAAUUGGUUACAGAGGCAUUGGAGGGAUUUAAGAACUUUACACUGGUAUACUUCGACAAUGCAGGCAUCUCGCGCAGGGCGUUCUUACAUACCUCAAGGUUGGCAGCAUUGCAGACGGCUCAGGAAGUCAAGGACGGCAAGAUCAAGAUGAAAGAGCGCAAGAAGUCCAGCGAUCAUGCCCAGGGAUCUGUACCCUUUGCCGCCACUGCGGACGCUGCUGCCUCACAAGUGAAGCAGCUGUACUUCAAGUACUUCGGAAAGACGGACGAUCAACCCCAGGAAGCUGCAGGAUCAUCAUCAUCCUCUGCUGCCGCUGGUCCAAGUGACAGCAAGAAGAAGACCGAGUAAGAUCGAGCAACAAAAAUUUUGAC
This is a messenger RNA of Gamsiella multidivaricata, 1484 nucleotides long. Its product is annotated as senescence-associated protein-domain-containing protein. The record is from RefSeq and is a predicted model, not a curated record. Gene Ontology annotation, cellular component: plasma membrane. The transcript is spliced from 4 exons. Gene Ontology annotation, biological process: cell division. Lineage: Eukaryota; Fungi; Mortierellomycota; Mortierellomycetes; Mortierellales; Mortierellaceae. The coding region runs from base 301 to 1461 and encodes 386 amino acids.